UACCCGAAGAAGUACUGCGUUGGGACAUAGAAGCAAGAAAAAGGUUCGUCAAAAUUUCCAGUCAAGGCAGUGUGAACAUAUGCCGUGCCAGAGGAAUGAUAGUGGGAUGCACAGGCGCAGGAAAAACGACUCUUCUUAGAAGACUUCAAAGGGAAAACAAAGAAGAAAACAAACAACCAACUGAGACAACCGUCGGUCUUGAUAUUCACGAGGAUUUGUUUGAAAUUAAAGAUGACACAUUAAUAGAUUUUGAUAAAAAUAGAAGCCAAUCAGAGAAGACUUCUAACAGCACAAAUGGCAGACAACUUAUAAGUAUGACGGAUUUCGCUGGACAAGUAGCGUAUUACGCGUGUCACCAGAUUUACCUCUCCAGAAGAGCCUUUUAUCUCGUGGUGGUUGACAUGUCUAAGGGUCUGGAGGAGAAAGCUAUGUCAUACGACACUGAUAGACACAGUCCCAUAGGAUCUUUAUUUCAUAACUGGACAUUAGCAGACUACUUCGUGUUUUGGUUGCAAUCCAUUAAAACUUACUAUGAGGAUGGAAAACCUAAGGAAAGUCGUAGUAAUGAAACCAAGGCCAACCCCGUUAUCUUGAUUGCCUCUCAUCGUGACUGUAUCGAGCUGCAGAAAGAAACAGAGUCCAGCCAAACUUCAUUCUAUGACGCACUAGAGAGAUGCUUGCCUAGUGAACAUACAUUGAAUGAUCAUAUCUCACCUGCACGUUACUACGAGAUUGAAUGUCCUCUUGGAGAAUUGAAUGAACACCAGGAAGAGACAAUAGAACAAGUCAGAAAUUGUAUUGUUCAUACAGCAAAAAGUCUUCCACAUUGGGGUGAAAAAAUUCCCCAAAUAUGGUACAUGUUUGAGCUAUUUGUACAAGAUCACAAAGCAACUAGAAUUAUCAGCAGAUAUAGCCUAAAGAACGAAUUUGAAAUGCUUAAAGAAAAUGAGUUGGAUGAUAUGCUAAGAUACUUUUCAGAGGUGGGUCAGAUUAUCUAUUUCUCAGAGAAGGUACUGAGAAACAACAUAAUAUUAGACGUUGGUUGGUUUGUAGACGCUUUUAAAAAUAUCAUAACUGACCCUACUCACGCACGUUCAGCAUGCAGCAGGGUUAAAGAAUGGGACAUUUUCAUGAAGAAUGGGAUUAUUUCAGAUUCAAUACUGGUCAGGGUAUGGAAGGAAAACGAAAAGGAGUCAUAUGUUCUCGAGAAGAAUAAAAUAAUUCCAUACAUGGAGAAACUUGGAAUUCUUGCAAAAAUGAAAACCGAAGAAGUUGUGGUGAAAGACGCGGAAUUGUUAGAGAAUAGACAGGAAUCCCUGUACUACAUCCCAAGUAUCAAUAAGACUGAUUUCACAACAAAAAGCUUUGACUUAUACAACAAUGGAAAUAAGACCCCGAUUUUGGUCUUUUCUUUCAAAACAUUUAUUCCGCAUUUCUUUUUCUUUAGACUUGUCGCUAUUUGUUUUUCGAAGUGGGAAUUAUUAAGUGAGGAUCUGCUCUGUAAAAACAUUGCCUUUUACAAGGAAAAGGGGGGUGAUAUUAACAUUGCUAUUGCUGUUAAUAAAACAUCCAUUCAAUUGCAAGCGUUUACUCCAGAUGAUAAAAUUUAUCUAACAAGGGUAGAUACCAAGAAUAUCAGAAUUCAAAUUGAACAUUUGCUUCGGGAGAUUACCACAACUCUCCAUCACCAAGUUCUCUAUGAAGUGGGGUAUCCGUGUAAAGAUAUAAAUAUAACUGAAAAAGAUGAGCAUUGCUUUUUAUCAGAAAGAACAGUCGCUGAGCUAAAAACGAAUGAACGAGUUUGCCCGAAUUUUAUAAAGGAGGGUCAUGAAAAGCAUCAAAUUGUUCGUGACGACCUGCUGCAUUACUGGUACACGGGAUUUGAUAGAAGAGCCCAUUCGUCUUGGUGGUUGGACUAAAAAAAGUUGAUUGUAAAACGAAACAGUUUAAAUGUACAAAGCGAGCUCUACUUUCCCUUAUCAUUUCUGUUUCACGCUGGUGGUCUUAAUAAAUACGUAUUGAUAGAAAAAUUGAUAUGUAUUGAAUUAAUUCUGCAUACAUCUGUUGAGGUUGACCAAAAAAAAAAUUAACAGAAUUAGACUCGGCCAUUCAGUGAAUUGAAAAUCUACUGAAAGAUCACAUGUAGUGGAGGACAGAUCUUUAUCAUUUAAGCAUUAAUAUGAUUACUUUAUUUAAUGCGAGUAUUAAUAUUAACCUCGUAUAAAAAAAUAACAUAUAUAUCAAUAUAUUUUUAACAUUAUAUGUACAUGCAUUGUAAUAGAGAUGAUAACCAAUCCCAUAUAUUUUUUUAAAAAAGGU
Molecule: messenger RNA, 2319 nt
Organism: Saccostrea cuccullata (small rock oyster)
Lineage: Eukaryota; Metazoa; Mollusca; Bivalvia; Ostreida; Ostreidae
Product: probable serine/threonine-protein kinase pats1
Exons: 5
Coding region: 96-1919 (607 amino acids)
Source: RefSeq, a predicted model, not a curated record